Molecule: messenger RNA, 1848 nt
Organism: Amphibalanus amphitrite
Lineage: Eukaryota; Metazoa; Arthropoda; Thecostraca; Balanomorpha; Balanidae
Product: trichohyalin-like
Exons: 5
Coding region: 1-1848 (615 amino acids)
Source: RefSeq, a predicted model, not a curated record
AUGAGUUUUUGGAUUGAGCAGCACAAUGACAAACUUUCCCGGCAAAGAGACGAGGCGCAAAAGCGCAAGAGCGGGCGAGAGUUCCGCUGGGGUGCCGCGGUGGCGAAGCGGAAAAUCGAAGAAGAGGCGUGCGAGCUGUACGACCUGGAGAGAGAGUCUGACAGAGCUCGAGCUCGCCGCCUCCGCCAGUUCCAGUAUGACUGGUUCUUUUCUGCACGUUGCGGCGAGCUUGAUGCCCUCCUGGCUGUGGAGGCCAAGCGUCAGGCGCUCAUUGACCAAGAGAUUGCUGACCUUGAGCGGAUUGGUGCUCACCAACAGGUCGAGUUGGCCAAGAGACGUGAAGAUGUCCUCUUCUCUGAGAGGCUUGGAGAGCUUGAUGCUCUCAUCUCGGAACUAGAAGCCGAGCUGAGCUUCAUGCAAGGCCAGCAUGAUGCACUUUACUGCUCAGAAGAGGCAGUAGAAAUCGACUGUGACGUGAAGCGCGGUGAGUUCCUUACCGUGUCGACGGCGUACGACGAAACCAAGCGCCUCAAGAAGGAAGUAGCCAGGCUACGCCAUGCCCAGAAGAAGCGAGGGUACUAUGGAGUGAACGAUCAGGGCUGGUUUAUCGUUUGUGGCAAUACUCAGCCAGAGAAAGAGAAACACGUGCGUCUGGGCACAUACAACAAAUUUGACGUGCUGAAGUGCCAGCCUCUCCCUGACAGCGACGAAGAGGCCGAUGUGCCUAAAAAGAAGGAAGAAAAGCGCCGGCGCAGGAUUCGCCACAAGCCAAGGGAGGUCGACAACUUUGAUGAACUGCUGGCCGAAGCCGCAAAGUGGGAUGCCGAGUGCAAAAAGCAAGGUACCUAUCCUCCGUUCAUCAACUACAUCUCGUCACUGUUCGAGCGCCGCCGCGAGUGGGCGCUGUGCCUGCGCGACGAUAUCCCCGUAAGGCAUCACACCAACAACGUCGUGGAAGCCGCCUUUCGCGUGCUGAAGGAUUCUAUCCUGCACAGUGCACAGGAGUGGGCAGCCUUCAUGUGCGAGGCAGUCGUCCAGGACGACACCGGGGAGAGGGCUGCUGCUGCCUUCCAGCAGAGGUGGGGCCCGCUGCCCACUGCUGGCCGCCAGCCCGCUCUGCACCAGUUUGGAGCGCCGCUUCGUUCGCCGCUGACUCCGGCGGAGGAGCGGCGGGUGCUGGCUGAGCUGAACGCCAGCGCCGCCCGCCAGGCGGAGUUCCGGACGGAGCGCGACCGUCUUCGGGAGGACCUGAGGCGGGCCCGGAUCGAGCUCGCUUCCAGCAUCGCUCGCCAAGAGCGCCUUCGGUCGGAGCGGGAGGAGCUGCGCCGGGAGCGGGAGCUGACGCUGACGGAGCUGGACGCCAGCGCCUCCCGCCAGGCGGAACUGCUGCUGGAGCGCGACCAGCUGCGGCAAGACCUGAAACGGGCCCAGACCGAGCUCGCUGCCGGAGCCGCUCGCCAGGAUCACCUUCUGGAGGAGCGACGGCAGCUGGAGCAGGGUUGCGAACAGGCCUGUUCCGAACUGGAAGCCGGCGUCGCCCGUGAAGAGCAGCUCAGGCAGCAGCUGGAGCAGCUGCAACAGACCGCGAUCUUCGCGCAAGAGGAGGCUGCUCGGGGGCGUUGCCGGCUGGCCUCGGCCGAGGCACACAUGCAUCGAGAGAGGCGUGCGAUGGGCGCUGUCGCAGGCGCUGCUCAGGCCGCAGAGCGGGCAGCUGCCAGGGCAGUGGAGCGUCUCCGCUCCAUGCGUCUCACGCCUCUGCUCUCGGCCCACUUGCGGCAGACGGCGGCCGGGGUGACCGGUUGUCGCGCCCGGCGCACGGCCCGGCGUCUUCUGGAACGAUUGUGCUGA